CCCCUCUGUUUGGAACAGGGAAUUUCGGACAUGCACACACACACACACACACUCGGGUAGGGGAUCUCAGGAGCAGACAGAACAGGGAAGUCGGGCAGGCGGAGGAGGUUCCUGCAGAGUCCGACUCCCUCUGGGGCCGCAGGGUCUUCACAGCAUGACCAGUGGCAGGAGAGGAGACUAACUCACGUGCUCCCAUCCGCUCCUGAAGGUGACACUAAGCCCUGGGUGGCCCCUCACUACCAAAGCAGGUGCCUGUAUUUGUUGGAUAAACAGAGCCAGGCCGGUGGCUCUUUACCUCCAAAGUCAGAGGUCCAGAGAGCCAGAGAACCAUGGGCAAAUCACCAGAGAUGUGGUGCAUCGUCUUGUUUUCUCUUUUGGCAUCACUUUCUGCCGAGCCUGCCAUGUACGGGGAGAUCCUGUCCCCUAACUAUCCUCAGGCGUACCCCAAUGAGGUCAAGAAAACUUGGGAUGUAGAAGUUCCAGAAGGCUUUGGUAUUCACCUUUAUUUCACCCACCUGGACGUAGAGCUGUCAGAGAAGUGUGCAUACGACUCGGUGCAGAUAAUGUCAGGAGGCGUUGAGGAAGGGAGACUCUGCGGCCAGAGGACCAGCAAGAGUCCCAACUCCCCUGUCGUGGAAGAGUUUCAGAUCCCAUACAAUAAACUCCAAGUGGUCUUUAUGUCAGACUUCUCCAAUGAAGAACGGUUUACUGGCUUUGCCGCGUAUUAUACGGCCAUAGACAUAAAUGAGUGCACAGACUUUGCAGAUGUCCCUUGCAGCCACUUCUGCAAUAACUUCAUUGGUGGGUACUUCUGCUCCUGCCCCCCAGAAUACUUUCUCCACGAUGACAUGAGGAACUGUGGAGUCAAUUGUAGUGGGAAUGUCUUCACUGCCCUGAUUGGGGAGAUUGCAAGUCCCAAUUACCCAAGUCCAUACCCGGAGAACUCCAGGUGUGAAUACCAGAUUCUGCUGGAGGAGGGUUUCCAGGUGGUGGUGACUCUGCGGAGGGAAGAUUUUGACGUGGAGCCGGCCGACUCAGAGGGGAACUGUCACGACAGUUUAACUUUUGCUGCCAAAAAUCAACAAUUUGGUCCUUACUGUGGCAAUGGAUUCCCUGGGCCACUAACUAUUAAAACAGAGAGUAAUAUUCUCGACAUUGUCUUUCAAACUGACCUAACUGGGCAAAAGAAGGGCUGGAAGCUUCGAUACCAUGGAGAUCCAAUCCCCUGUCCCAGAGAAAUCUCUGCCAACUCUAUUUGGGAGCCCGAAAAGCCAAAAUAUGUGUUUAAAGACGUGGUGAAGAUAACCUGUGUGGAAGGAUUUGAAGUUGUGGAGGGAAAUGCUGGCUCAACAUUUUUCUAUUCUACUUGUCAAAGCGAUGGACAGUGGAGCAAUUCCAGACUAGAAUGUCAACCUGUGGACUGUGGUGCUCCAGAGCCCAUCGAGAACGGGAGGGUUGAAGAUCCGGAGGGCACUCUAUUUGCUUCCGUCGCUUACUACACGUGCGAAGAGCCGUAUUACUACAUGGAACAGGAAGAAGGCGGGGAGUAUCGCUGCGCUGCUAAUGGGAGCUGGGUGAAUGACCAGCUGGGCACCGAGCUGCCGAGAUGUGUUCCAGUCUGUGGAGUACCCUCUGAGCCCUUCAAAAUGCAGCAGCGGAUAUUCGGAGGAUACCCUACAAGGAUUGAAAGUUUCCCCUGGCAAGUCUUCUUUCAGUACCCGCGGGCUGGCGGGGCUCUUAUUGAUGAGUACUGGGUGCUGACGGCUGCUCACGUCGUGGAGGGAAUCUCUGAGCCAACCAUGUAUGUUGGGUCCACGUCUUUGAAAAUGGGACAUUUGGAAAACGCCCAGAGGCUCACCACAGAACGUGUGAUUAUUCAUCCAGGCUGGAAACUGGGGGAUGACCUAAGCACGAGGACAGAUUUUGACAACGACAUCGCACUGGUACAGCUGAAGGACCCCGUGAAAAUGGGGCCCGCUGUCUCCCCCAUCUGCCUGCCAGGCACCUCCUCAGAGUACGAGCCCUCAAAGGGUGACCUGGGGAUGAUAUCAGGGUGGGGCCGAACAGAGAGGAGAUAUAACGUUGUCCAUCUCAGAGGGGCAAAGUUACCCGUCACCUCUUUAGAAAAGUGCCAACAGGUGAAAGAGGACAACCCCAAAGCAAGGGCAGAUGACUAUGUUUUCACCGGCAACAUGAUCUGUGCUGGAGAGAAAGGUGUCGAUAGCUGUGACGGGGACAGCGGUGGGGCUUUUGCUUUGCAGAUCCCCAAAGUACAGGGCCCCAAAUUCUAUGUGGCUGGCCUGGUGUCCUGGGGGAAAAAGUGUGGGACCUAUGGAAUCUACACAAAGGUAAAGAACUACAGGGAGUGGAUACUGAAAACCAUGCAGGAGAACAGUGUCCCCAGUAGGGACUAAUCUGCACGCACUAACACCCCUCCAAGGCACGGCAAACUCAUCGCUCUCAGACCCUUAUGACAGGUCCCACUAUUUCACAAUGAAGAU
This is a messenger RNA of Acomys russatus (golden spiny mouse), 2501 nucleotides long. RefSeq names its product complement C1s (gene C1s). Gene Ontology annotation, cellular component: extracellular region. Gene Ontology annotation, molecular function: serine-type endopeptidase activity; calcium ion binding. Bases 330 to 2414 code for a protein of 694 amino acids. The record is from RefSeq and is a predicted model, not a curated record. Gene Ontology annotation, biological process: complement activation; proteolysis. Lineage: Eukaryota; Metazoa; Chordata; Mammalia; Rodentia; Muridae. The transcript is spliced from 12 exons.